UUAUCGUAAGUAUAUGAGGGCGCCACAAGACUGAUGAUACAUAACCUUAAAUUUAAAAAUUAUUUAACAUAAUAUGUAACCGAUAACUUGAUCUAUCAGUGUAAGUGUAUGUUUGUUCUGGAAAUGUUUAUUUUUUAUUGUCAUUGAUAUAUUUACGUAAUGACGAUGAUGAUGGAGAAUUUAGAAAAUAUUAAUCCAAAAUUAUAUAAAAAAGUAGAGGAUAGACAAAUCACGGCUGCUGAGAAAGACGAAGAUAUCGUUGAUGCAUUUGAUGAAAGAGAAGUUUUUGAUAUUAUCAGAAAUAUCAAUGAUCCUGAACAUCCUUUAACGUUAGAAGAAUUACACGUUGUUGAAGAAAAUCUUAUAAAGGUUAACGAUGCAGAAAAUACAAUUGAUGUUAAAUUUACACCAACGAUACCUCAUUGUAGUAUGGCAACUAUAAUUGGCCUUACGAUAAGAGUACAAUUAUUAAGAGCCUUACCGCCUAGAUUUAAAGUUUCUGUACAGAUAACUCCUGGUACUCAUGUAUCAGAAGAAUCACUUAAUAAACAAUUAGCGGAUAAGGAACGAGUAGCUGCUGCACUUGAAAAUUCACAUAUAGUUGAAGUUAUUAAUCAAUGUGUUUCCGAUCUUAAAUAUUAAAAAUAAUAGUUGUAACUUUUGCUUAGUUGGAUCAUAUGAAUAUGUUUUAAUUAUGGGACCCCUUCCAGCUCUGUUAAAUUGGACCGCAUCUGCGUUGUCUCUGUCAG
This is a messenger RNA of Polistes dominula (European paper wasp), 749 nucleotides long. RefSeq names its product MIP18 family protein galla-2 (gene galla-2). Gene Ontology annotation, cellular component: cytosolic [4Fe-4S] assembly targeting complex. The record is from RefSeq and is a predicted model, not a curated record. Lineage: Eukaryota; Metazoa; Arthropoda; Insecta; Hymenoptera; Vespidae.